AUGCGCACUCCCCGCAGUGGGAGUCGCAUGAGCAUGAGCAGCCGACAGGGUGGGAGUCGCGCCUCUGAUGAGGAAGCAAAGACCGCAGUCAAAGUUGGUACCUGUUCGAGUUCGCCCCCCCUCAAACCAACUGACCCCGGUUACGAGUUGAUUCCCCAGCGAUUCCAGCGCUCCAUGGUCCACGUCACAACCCCGACAAGCUUAGCAGUCGAUGUUCCACAAGGCCGCAAGCUAUUCGUUUUCGACCGUGUUUUCGCCGAGACCGUCGACCAGGAUGGAGUCUGGGAAUACCUUAGCGACAGUGUAAACUCCUUCAUUCAGGGCUACAAUGUUUCGAUCCUCGCCUAUGGCCAGUCGGGUGCCGGUAAAUCGUACACAAUGGGUACCUCCGGUCCUAGCGAACAGAGCCAUGAUGAGGCGAUGGGUAUCAUUCCUCGCGCUGCGCAAUUGCUAUUCGAGAAACUGGACGGCCCCAAGCACAAUCGUAAUGGCUCCAACCCCACUGGGCUCCGAACUCCGCAGCGCUACUCGAUGAGCUCUGCAUCGAGCUUUGGGAAACCACAGCAGGAAAAGACGUGGCAGUUGAAGGCCACAUACGUCGAGAUCUACAAUGAACACUUACGGGAUUUGCUGCUUCCUGACUCGACCUCCGCGGCUGAUCGCAGUACUGUCACCAUUCGCGAAGAUGCCAAGGGACGCAUUAUUCUCACCGGGCUUCACCAGGUGAACAUCAACUCCUUCGAGGACUUGAUCGGCGCAUUGAACUUUGGUUCCACCAUCCGGCAAACGGACUCGACUGCGAUCAACGCCAAAUCGUCACGCUCGCACGCCGUGUUCAGCUUGAACCUCGUUCAGCGCAAGACUCCAUCAAAUUCACCUGCCUCUCCAUCAACCAAGGAGAAGCGCAUGUCAAUGCCGGUGGACUCUUACUCCAGCGAAUCUGUGACCGUGGACAGCAAACUUCACUUUGUUGAUUUGGCAGGAAGCGAACGUCUGAAAAACACCGGUGCUUCUGGCGAGCGCGCCAAGGAAGGCAUUUCAAUUAACGCUGGUCUUGCCGCCCUUGGAAAGGUCAUCUCCCAAUUGUCCUCGCGCCAAUCCGGAUCCCACGUUUCAUACCGCGAUUCUAAACUUACCCGUCUUCUUCAAGAUUCCCUGGGCGGCAGCGCCAUCACGUACAUGAUUGCUUGUGUGACACCAGCGGAAUUCCACUUGAGCGAAACCCUCAACACCGUUCAAUAUGCGCAGCGCGCGCGCGCAAUCCAGAGUAAGCCUCGCAUCCAGCAGAUCGCCGACGAUAGCGACAAGCAGGCUCUUAUCGAGCGUCUGAAGGCCGAGGUGGCUUUUCUUCGCCAGCAGAUCCGCAAUUCCGAGGGAUCUGAGCGCCGCGAAGCUGUGUCAACGGAGCGCAACGAACGCAAGAACGAGCGCGAAAUCCAGCUGCAAAACCAGCUGCUCGAUGUUCAGGAGAGCUACAAUGCUCUGAGCCAGCGCCACACCAAGCUGAUCUCGACCUUGGCCAGCGACUCAGAGACCGCCAAGGUUGAUGCCGAUGACGCUACAGCUGAUAUCGGCCGAGACGCCAUCGAGCGGAUGCAGCGCUCGCGCUCUUUCGCUGAGUCUGUCGAGCAGGUCGUGCUGGAAUACGAGAAGACCAUCCAGUCUCUGGAAGCCUCGCUCUCUGAUACCCGCGCUUCAUUAGCGACUACUGAGAGCACACUACUGGAGCGCGAAACCAAAUGCACCUACGUCGAGACAGUUAAUCAACAGCUUCAAUCCCGCAUUCAGAAAUUUUUGGACCGAGAAGUUGGCAAUGAAGCUUACCUGCGUGAGUUGGAAUCCAAGUUGGACGGCGCGUCGACUGGCGAGGAGCAGCAUGCUUCCAUCGUAGCUGAGCUCCGCAAGGAGAUUGCUCGUGCUCGCGAAAACGAAGUUAGCUGCGAGGAGUACAUCUCAACGCUCGAGGACCGCCUCGCUGAGGCUGACCAAGACAUGGAGCUCAUGCAACGUGAGGUCAUCCGUCUUGAGAAUGUCAUUCACCGCCAACGUGGUCUGGGUACGCUCGACAAUCUCCUUCAUGAUCUCGACAGCCGUAAUAAGCACGGUGAAGACAUUGAUGCGAACAACGUCGACCAAUCAUACACUUCUACGUCACCAAAAUUCCCUCACCGUCACACUCCCUCUCUGGACGUUCUUAAUGAAGCCACCGAAACGACCAUCCCGGAAACCGAUGAGGACCUGUCGGAGACUAUCCCCGAAGAUGAAGAACUCAAGAUCUCACCCAAGCCACAUGUUGAUGACCUGAAAAUUCUGGAGAAUGCUACCAGUAAACUUGAGGCCCGCCGCCCCUCUGAUGAUACUAUCACCAGCCCCGCGCAAUCAAAAUUCGUGGCCGACAAGCUUGAGACAGUGACCCAGGAGCUGUUUGACCUGCGUCUCAGCCACGAGACCACUCUCACCGAAUACGAGCAGCUCGAGAGCAAGUACGAGGAAGCCCUCAAGGCCCUCGCGGAACUUCGCCAGGACAGGGAGGACGAAGCCCGUCACCCGGCCCCUGCCCAGAACCCAGAGUCCCGCCCGGUUUCUUUUUUAGAGGACGGAAGCGCUCCGACCUCGACGCGUGGAGCACAACAUUCACUCUCGCAAUCGCUCUCCUCGGAAUUGUCCUCGGCCGAGGACUCAGCUGCCUUGCGCGAAUCUGAUGCCUCUAGACUGGAGAAUGGCUCAGGCUCUGACACCCCAGUCACCAACAACACGAUUCACCCCGAAAACGAAGAGGUGGAACAGAUGCGCCGAAUGCUUGCGGAGCACAAGGAAGACGCGGAUCUCAUGACUCAAAAAUAUACUGAGCUGCAGACCGAGCACGAGGAGAUUCUCACCCUUGUUGAGAGGCUUAAGGCCGAGGCUGAGGCCCAGCGCACCAAGUCCGCUUCUCCCACCACCCCCGGUUUCAAGAUGAUCCGUCGCAUGACUAGCCAGAAUCUUCUGUCUGGUGCUGACCGUUCGCACCGAGCCCUGACCUCUCUGCGCACUAUUGGCAAUGAGGAGUUUGCUGACAAGCCAGAUAUUCUGGCUGUCUACGAGAACCACCUGGAUGCCACCAUGCACGAGCUUGCUUCGCGCAUGGAGCGCCUGCAAACCCUCGAAGCUGAGAACCAGAAUGUGAAGAAGGAAAUGGAGAUGAAGGCCACCAUCAUCUCUGGACUCACCCGUGAGAGAUCCAGCUUGCAGGGUGGCGCUUCCUCGGUGGAUAUGGCUCUUGUCACCCAACUCCGUGACCAGAUCGUUGCUCAGGAGAAUCAGAAUAAUGAACUCCGCCAAGCCCACGAAGUUAGGGAGAAGGAGCUUCAGGCCGCGAUUGAGACCCUCACGGGUCUCCUCCGUAGCCAAGAGAACGCAACAAAGGCUCUGGAUGCCGGUGCUGAGGAGCACGAGAAGAAGAUCUCCGCAUUGGAGGGUGAGCUGACCGCAUGGAAGAGCAAACACCAGACGGCGCUGGGCUCUCUCCAAGCUUCCGAACAGCAACUCACUGCCACUCUGGCCGAGCUUGAGGCCGCCAUGGCAUCUGUUGAGGCUAUGCGCUCUGAGCGCGCUGCCGGCGACAGCAGCGACGACAAGGAGGCUGUUCACCAGGACCGCGAGAACGAACGUACCAAGCAACAAGAACUCGUUGAUAGACUCAACAAGGAGAUCGAAGAACACAAGGCCACCGUCGCUACUCAAUUGGAGACCAUCUCACAAUUGGAGGCAUCCCACUUGGCUGCCCAAGAACAACUUGCCGCCCAGCAGUCUGCUAAGGGCGUCGAGGAUCCCUCCGAGGCUGACUUCGCCCGCGUCUCUGAGCUCCAGCACGAGAUUGCCAAUCAGAAGCUUGCCAUUGAAACCCACAAGGCAGACUUGGCAACCCUCCAGGACACUCAUAAGCGUGAGAUGGCCGAGCUGGAGGAGAAGACCAAGGCGGCCGCUCAGGCUGAGCACGAGGCAGAGCUUGCUGAGCGAAAUGCACAGCAUGAUCAGUCUAUGGCAGCUCUGCAGAAGGAAAUCGCGGAGUCUCGUGAUGAGCUUGUCAAGUUGCUCCAGGCUGUUUCCGGCCUUCUCAAUUCUGAUGUGACCGCUGAUACUUUGACCGACCAGCUCCAGGACGUCCUGGCUCAGAAGCAGCAUUUCUCUGACAAGUAUGCUGAGCUUUUGGAGGCCAACGAAGAGUUGCGCCAGCAAAUUGACGCCAAUGCUGCCCAGAGCGGCGAAUUGGAGGAGUUGACUAAGAAGGGCGCUGCCCAGGAUGCCAAGGUUAACGAGCUGGCUCUCUUGGUUGCUACCCUGGAGGACACUCUUCUGCAGAAGGAUGAGGCGAUUAAGAAGAAAGAGGCUCUUAUUGAAGAGAUCACCGCCGAGAAGGAGAAGAGCGUGCGACUCGUUGAGGAGCUCGAGGAGCAAAUCACUAAUAGCUUCGAUCAGCACCACAACCGUCUCUCUGUGAUCCAGCAAGAGCGUGACCAGGCCUUGGAGGAUGCCAAGGCCCGGAUCGUUGUUCUGGAGAAAGAAGCUGAGACCUACCAGGUGCGAAUUGAGCAGCUCGAGCUUCAAAUCAAGAAUAGUGGCGACGGCUCUCACGACCGUAGCAGCUCUCUGACUUCAAACCUCCGCAAGAGCUCAUCCGCAGCAUCUCUGCCCUCGCCUCCACCUGCCAUUCCCCUUCCUCCCCUCCCAUCUAUCGCGUCUCAGACCAAUGGCACUGGCAGUGUGUCUCCACCCGCCUCUCGACACGCUAGCAAGGAGCUGGUGAACGCCCAGCUUGUCGAGGACCAGGAAGCCCGCAUCCGCACAAUCGAGAAACACCUGUACGCCGAGAAGCAGCUGACUGCCACCUUGGAAGAGGCGCUUGGCGACCUCGAGGCCCAAAGCAGCAAGGUCAAGACCGACUGCGAAGCCUGGAAGAAGAAGGCCUGGGGAUUGGAAGACGAGCUCUCCACUCUCCGGAAAGAGCGCAACUCCGCCCGUCUAUCUCUGCAGGCUGUCGAGGAAGAGCGCAGUGCCCGCAAAGAAGCCGAGGCUGCGCGCGCCCAGCUAGAGGAGCGCAUGAACGCGCUCAACAAGAAAAAGAAGAAGAGCACUCUGAACUGCUUCUAG
Penicillium chermesinum is the source of this 5130-nucleotide messenger RNA. RefSeq lists its product as uncharacterized. Gene Ontology annotation, biological process: microtubule-based movement; mitotic spindle organization. The transcript is spliced from 3 exons. NCBI's taxonomy places the organism in Eukaryota, Fungi, Ascomycota, Eurotiomycetes, Eurotiales, Aspergillaceae. Bases 1 to 5130 code for a protein of 1709 amino acids. Gene Ontology annotation, molecular function: microtubule binding; ATP binding; microtubule motor activity. The record is from RefSeq and is a predicted model, not a curated record.